This is a messenger RNA of Larimichthys crocea (large yellow croaker), 1044 nucleotides long. RefSeq names its product endothelin-2. NCBI's taxonomy places the organism in Eukaryota, Metazoa, Chordata, Actinopteri, Sciaenidae. The record is from RefSeq and is a predicted model, not a curated record. Bases 57 to 524 code for a protein of 155 amino acids. Gene Ontology annotation, cellular component: extracellular region. Gene Ontology annotation, molecular function: hormone activity; endothelin B receptor binding. Gene Ontology annotation, biological process: regulation of systemic arterial blood pressure by endothelin; regulation of vasoconstriction; intracellular calcium ion homeostasis. The transcript has 5 exons.
CAUACAACACAGCUUUAACUGUACGGAUAACAGUCUCUCUGCAGAGCUUCAUCCAUAUGCUGACAACUAUGUCUACUUACACCAGCGUUCUUAUUCUCAUCACUCUUUGGGUUUCCAUGCAGGAAGGUUUGGGUCUUCCGGUGGUGAAACAGCUGGGAGUGGAAGCCUCUGACAGUGUCCCAGCACAGAGACAGAGGGCCAAGCGAUGUGCCUGCAGCAGCCCGCUGGAUAGUGAGUGCCACUACUUCUGCCACCUGGAUAUCAUCUGGGUCAAUACGCCGAGUAAGACAACAGUUUAUGGUCUAGGCAGUGCUCUGUCCCGUCGCAGAAGGUCCACUUGUCGCUGCACCUGUCCCAAUCCUGAUGAUCAAACCUGCACCAACUUCUGCAAUCGCAGCCCUGAAACCUCUGUAAAAACACGUCAACUCAACAUACUCAGCAUCCUAAGAGCUGUGGCGAGCAGGUCCAGAAGAGAUCUGGAUGAACUUAAAUCUAACAAGGCUCAGAGGAAGAACGCUCGCUAAAAAACAACUUGGCUGGUGAGGCAGCGACAGUGAGAGAAAGAGAGAAGCGAGCACCUGAACAAAUGGCACUCCUUUGAUAGAGAGGGGGUAAACAAGGGGCCGCUGAAAGACCUGACACAGGAAGGCCGGAGUGCCACAGAAAGUCUUUUUGUGCCCUGGAAUAGAGGGUGGAAAACGUGACAGAGUUCUGAAAACACAUCAUAGAAACAGAUGUGGUGGAUCAGCACUGAGAGAAGGAUGGAGAAUGCUGUGCCUGCGAUCAUGUUAGAGAUGGAGCAGUUGUUUCCAAUCUAUCUAAGGCCAGCACUGACAUAGACGGAUGUAACAGUGAGGAAAAGACAUGCAUGCUGUACAUACAUGUACAGGAAUUUCUCACAUACAUGGCAUGUGUUUACUCAUUAUUUUGUAAAAUACAAAAUAAUCUCUUUCUUUUUUGGAUCAACAGAUUAAUUAUAUUACAACCUAUAGAAUUACUUUUGUUUUGAGUGACUUAAAGGAAAGAUUUAAGUUUUGUAGAAUA